AUGUCUAGUCUCAUCCAGCCGUUCAACGCUGCCCCCAUCACUGACGGCUUUGCAUCACUGCCUACAGAAGUCCUUUUUACGAUUCUGGAGGAUGAUUGCCUCAGCCUCGAGGACAUUGCCUCCCUGCGGCUGAUGUGCCGUUCAUUCAGCGAGGCCGCCGCUACCAUUCUUUUCCGACGUAUCAUAAUCUCGCCUCUGAGACAGGAUCGUUCGGCAUUCGAGAACAUCUGCCGCAAUCCGGGCCUUGCCCGACACGUUCGGGAGGUCGAAUGGUCGGAACUGGCUUGGUUCCCCGACUAUUUUAUGCGGCUUAUCUCCAGACGCGAAUGGCUAGGCUUCUUAGCAGAAGAAGAAUACGAUACGAUGCUUUAUAACGCUGUGACGCUAUUAGACAAAGUGUGUGUUGAUACAUUCUGGCUUCCCGUCGUCCUAAGGGAUAGGGAGGGAGCUCGUGUUCCGCCCUUGCCUCCAGGUCGUAAGGAACUUGUCAAUCGUGAAGAGGCCUUGAAGGAGUUCACCCCCAUUUUCUUCGAAUUGCUUGGCUUGCUACCCCAUCUUCAUACCAUGGCUUCACGACCGAUGAGCUCUAAGCGCAUAAUUCGUUCCCCCGAGUACUCGGUGCGAGUCGGUCACAUCCGGGCCCAGACAUCUGAGUGGCCGAUAUCCAAAUGGAAUCAAAGCAACGAUGGUCUCUUGCUGUUUAUACUGCCCGCAUUAGCACAUUUACCCAUUCCAGUACGAAGGCUCGCUUGGCAAGACGAUUUACAAGGCAAUGGCGCCUUCGGUGGUCUUCGGGCAGACGCUUUUAGGCACCUUGACACCCUGAGCAUCUCUCUUUCCUCUCUUUCAACAGAUUCUUUCUUUCUGAACACAAACAAAUCGGCUCGUCUUGAGAAAUGUCUCGAAGCCUGCACCAAUGUCCAACAUCUCUCUCUAAGCAUGGAGAGCGAGCACAGACCAGGCCGAGAGAUCAACUACUGUCCUCUCACUACCAGUCUCUUGCGGUAUUCCCCCGAAACCAAGCGGUCAAAUUGGAGGGAACUAGUAUCCCUCAAUUUGAACUCUAUGGUCAUCGAAGAUCACACCCUUUUUUUAGUCGUUAGAGAAAAUGCGGAGACGCUGCGCCAUCUCUAUCUCCACGAAUGCAACAUGACUCUCGGGACGCUGAAGAAACUGUCCAAAAUAGGCCUACGCCUCCGAUCAGCUCAAAUACUCAGCGAAUGCCAGAAAAUAUGCCACAUAAUACCAGAACAAAAGCUACUGGAAUUUCUUAACCAUGAAAAGGUUCCUGAAGGGGAAGGUGUGCAGAUGUGUACCUACCUGGACGAAACCCUCGAGGAAGAUACUCCCGAUAUUCCACAAUCCUCGUACUACGAAAUUCAUCCGCAUCGUAUGUUUGACGACGACUGCCCUGAAGUUUUUACAAACACACUCGUUAUGACGGUUCCAGCAGCAGACUUACUCGGAUAUACGUCUUUUGACGACGACGAGUUUGAGCCGGAAAGGCUCAACAACGCCGAUAUUGACGCCUCUGACCAGGGCGUGGCAGAGAGGGUCCGAAACGGCCCCAAAUGGCUCUGGAACCGGUGCUGCGGCGGAGGGCAAAUUUACUUUACGCAGGUUUCGAACUCGCAUCCCGACGGUUUUCCCACCGUUGCCUGGAAGUUUACCAACCGCAAUGGUAUAUCAUAUAUUGGCAACGAUCCCUGGGAAGGCUUCAAGGAUUGGGAUCCUGAUAAAGGAGAUGUGGAGGAGCCUCUGCCUUAUAGCGCCGAAUUGGACGAGGCCAUAGAGGCGGCCAAUUUUGUACCCACCCCCCACGGGGUUGUAUUGUACGAUCGACUUGACGCAUUUCGUACGGGUCUCUUCAUUGAUGAUGAUUCUGAUUAG
Messenger RNA from Clonostachys byssicola, 1890 nucleotides. The record is from the annotation of a GenBank genome assembly. NCBI's taxonomy places the organism in Eukaryota, Fungi, Ascomycota, Sordariomycetes, Hypocreales, Bionectriaceae.